CUCUGCGACGUUUGUGGGUUAAAGUUAGGGCGGGGACACAGCUCAACAGAGCCCCGGAACAUGAACUAAAUAUGGGCAUGCGCUGACCUGGUGGGCCUCCCAUCGCUAUAUGCAGAUUCAGGGCUGUCUGUGCUAGGAAGCUGAAUGUAGGCUAUACUUCUGGGGCCAUAGUUUAGCCUACAGCUUCACAAAUGUUGUGGAUACAUGAAUUCCACGGUUGCAUCGAAUGAUUAAGUUACUGUGUAGGAACAUCGUUUCUGUGCCGUUUUUACUUCCUUGUUUAUUUUCUUUAAACGACCGUUUGAUGCAGUUCGCCUUUUUCUGGAAUCCAAAGCCGUAUGACGUCCUAAUAGCCUACAUUUUUGCGAGUUUUUUGGGCUGAUCAAAAAUGGAGGUCUUCGAUGGGGCUGACCGUGGAGAGAAUGUUUUAGACUUGUCUCGCCUGAAUCUGGACAGUUUGAGUUUGGAUAAUAUAAGCGAAGAGAGAAGGAAAGACACCAAGCAGCUGUACUUGACUUACAACCGACUGACAGUGUUGCCGGAGCAUGUCUGUCUGUUCGCGAACCUUGAGUUUAUAGAUAUCAGCAAUAAUGGACUCUCGGUUAUAUGUGAAGAAAUGGCUAGGUUGAACAAGCUAAAAACGCUCCUAGCGAAGAACAAUCGUCUGGACGAGUUUUCGCUACCCAAGGAUUUCGGUUCCAUGCAAAUCGAAGUGUUAAAUUUAAGUGGAAACAGAUUUGAGGAGCUGCCGACCCAGUGUCUGAAAUUGCAGCGACUGAAGUCCCUUUCGGUUGGGGGAAACAGACUCAAAGCAAUCCCGGCAGAAAUAGAAGAUUUAACAAGUCUGGAGCUGCUGUAUCUUGGCGGUAACCUCAUCAGCGCCAUCCCCCCCGAGCUGGCCAACCUGCCGUUCCUCUCCUACCUGGUUCUGUGUGACAACCGCAUCCAGAGUGUUCCGCCCCAGCUCGCCAGGCUCUACUCCCUGCGCUCCCUGAGCCUCCACAACAACCUGCUCACCUACCUGCCUCGCGAGAUCCUCAGCCUGGUGCACCUGCAGGAGCUCAGUCUCCGCGGCAACCCCUUGGUGGUGCGGUUCGUCAAGGACAUGACCUACGACCCCCCGUCGCUGCUGGAGCUGGCCGGACGCACCAUCAAGUCCCGAAACCUGGCGUACUGCUCCCUGGACCUGCCGCCCCACCUGCGCCACUACCUGGACCUGGCCAGCAAGUGCCCCAACCCCAAAUGUGCAGGCGUGUACUUUGACUCGUGCGUGCGGCACAUCAAGUUUGUGGACUUCUGCGGGAAGUACCGGCUCCCGCUCAUGCACUACCUGUGUUCCCCAGAAUGCACCUCUCCCUGCAGCUCCAACCCGCAGAGCGACGCCGACUCGGAGGACGAGAACAGCGUGCCCGCCGACCGGCUGCAGAGGGUGCUGCUGGGAUAGGAAAGAGGCGGGGCCUCAAACCAUCCAAUCACGUCAAAGGGGGGGCGUGUCUGGUCCUCCCACGACAGUGCCGUUGUAACACACGCCCCCCUGUUCAGAGUCUGUGUAUCUCUUGGGGCUGAUAACACUAACGUUCUAAUGAGCUGUAUUAAUUCAUAGUGCAAACACAGAUCUAUUACUGCCUAGGGGCGUUCUUUUUUUUUUUUUUUUAAAUGAAAUUAUUUUUUUUGUUUUUCUAAUACAGUCAGAUUAUUUAUUGCAUUUAAAAAAAAAAAAACUAGCAUCUGGUAGAGUAACGUAAGAUCUUAAAGCUCAGGGUAAGGUGGGGAGUAGAGCUGUUCGCAGGACAGUGUGAUCGAGGCACUGCCUGGCCUCCCCACUGUCACUGUGUCCAACACCUUACACGAAGUAUGGAGGGAUAUGAAAAGAACAAAUAUAUAUUAGUGCCUUAUUAUAAUAAUAAUAAUAAUAUAUUAGCCCCAGGGGGACCUGUAUAUGCUGGCUCCACUCAGGUUCCUCGCCUAAAUGAAGUUUCAGACGUGGCAUUUUUUUAUUUAUUUCCUUUGCCGGAGCCUUAAAAAGUGUGACUCCACACAUGCUGGCUGUUUUAGGCAUUUCUGUCCGAACCACUGUGUGUUUACUGAAGUACUUCCCCACUGAAGGGUGAAAGGUCCAGAGUCCUCCUGUGAUCUGAACCUGCUGAAGCCCGAGUCCCUAAACACUACAUUACCCAGAACCACACUCUACAUUCUUUUUCCUUUGCAAGCUUUUUUUUUUUUUUUUUUUUUAAGAGCCAGUAAUAAGAGGUAAAAUUUCCCUGUUUUGCAAUGCCUGCAUAUUCAUUGAAUGG
Anguilla anguilla (European eel) is the source of this 2294-nucleotide messenger RNA. RefSeq names its product leucine rich repeat containing 58b (gene lrrc58b). The transcript is spliced from 4 exons. The coding region runs from base 389 to 1444 and encodes 351 amino acids. NCBI's taxonomy places the organism in Eukaryota, Metazoa, Chordata, Actinopteri, Anguilliformes, Anguillidae. Gene Ontology annotation, molecular function: protein binding. The record is from RefSeq and is a predicted model, not a curated record.